CUACCGACACCCGCGGUUCUCCGCCCGAACGUACAGGGGUGACGUGCUCGCCUCCUGCACCUGGCUUCCGCGCGCCCCAGGAAUAGCUGGGACCGUGGGGACCAGCCGGGUGAGCCCCCGCCCAGCCACGCGCCGGGCUCUGCUUCUCUCCUCCUCUUUCACCUCCUCCUGCGCGGUCGCCUCCCGCCGCUGCGGCCUCCGCCUGCGGCUUUGUUUUCCUCCCAGGUCUCAUUCCCCACACGUGAUACUGUGUUAUUGCAAAGAGCGCUCCGGAGCGCGAGCGCGGGGCGCGCGCACUUAUAAAUACCGACCGCCCGGGCCAGGAGCCCGUGAUCGCGCCGCACGGAGGGCCGGCGGGCCGGGCGCGCGUGGGUCCCGGACGCGGAGGGCGAGCCAGGCGCGUGUGGGUCUCAGCGGCGCCCGAGCGCCCAGGGCCGAGUAUGGCCCGCCCGCGGGAGGGCAGGGCCGCCUCGCACACCGCCCGCGCCCCGCGCCCUUCCCAGCCCGGGUCGCCGGGGCUCGCGGCCGCCGCUUAGCACUCGGCACCCGCCACUCGCUUCUCGGGUACCGGGGAACUGACGCCGCAGACAGACACAAUGGCGGCGGCGACCGCCACCGCGGGCACGGCCGCCUGCAGCAGCAACAGCAGCAGCAGCAGCAGUCGCGGCGGCGGCACGGACGCCGCGGCCACCAGCGGGGUGCAGCAGCCGCCGCCUCCGGCCACCGCGCCGCCCGAACCUCUCCGUAAGCCGCGCAUGGACCCGCGGCGCCGCCAGGCUGCCCUGUCCUUCCUCACCAACAUUUCUCUGGACGGACGGCCGCCGCUGCAGGAGCACGAGUGGGGCGGCGGCGAGGAGGGCGGCGGGACCAAGCCGGGAGCAAGGGCUCGGUUCAGCCUGCUGGCCGCCGGCUGCAACGCGUUCUCCGCUCCGGGCACCGGGGCCGCGCUGUGGACCGCCGACUCCGGUUCCAGCCCUUGCCCGCUGCCGCCGUCCCUGGUCCCCCGGGUGUUGGGAGAGCCACCUCAGCCGCCCCGUUCAGCCCCAGCUGUCACUGGUGCUCAGCUGCAGUUGCCUGACGGACCGGGAGGCGCGGGACAGGAGGAGCUGGAGGAGGACGAUGCCUUCACCAACGUGCAGGUGCCCUCGACCAGUUUCUUGGGCUCCGGUACCCCCGGGAGUACGAGCGGCAGUCGGGGCCGCCUCAACUCGUUCACUCAGGGAAUCCUGCCCAUCGCCUUCUCCAGGCAGAACUCGCAGAACUACUGCGCCUUGGAGCAGUCAGGCCAGGGCGGCAGCACCAGCGCUUUGGAGCAGCUGCAGAGGUCCCGACGUCGCCUCAUCUCCCAGAGAUCAUCUUUGGAGACCCUGGAAGAUAUUGAGGAGAAUGCCCCUCUCCGGAGAUGUCGAACACUCUCAGGUUCUCCCAGACCAAAGAAUUUUAAGAAAAUUCAUUUUAUCAAGAAUAUGCGACAGCAUGACACCAGGAAUGGCAGGGACCUGAAGUUGGAUGGAGGGAGACAAUCAGCAGGAGCCAUGAGCCUGAAGGAGAUCAUUGGCCUUGAAGGUGUGGAACUGGGUGCCGAUGGGAAGACAGUGUCUUAUACCCAGUUUCUACUACCCACAAAUGCCUUCGGAACCCGUAGAAAUACCAUAGACUCCACCUCCUCCUUCUCCCAGUUUCGGAGCCUGAGCCACCGAAGCCUCUCCAUGGGCCGGACUGGCAGCACCCAGGGGAGCCUUGACGCAGGAAGUGACCUGGGAGACUUUAUGGACUAUGACCCAAACCUCCUGGAUGACCCCCAGUGGCCUUGUGGCAAGCACAAGCGAGUUCUGACCUUCCCUUCAUACAUGACCACAGUGAUCGACUAUGUGAAGCCCUCAGAUCUCAAGAAGGACAUGAAUGAAACCUUCAAGGAGAAGUUUCCUCACAUUAAGUUAACACUCAGCAAGAUCAGGAGCCUGAAAAGAGAGAUGCGGAAGCUUGCCCAGGAGGACUGUGGUUUUGAGGAGCCCACGGUGGCUAUGGCCUUUGUCUACUUUGAGAAGCUGGCCCUCAGGGGGAAGCUGAACAAGCAGAACCGGAAGCUCUGCGCGGGAGCUUGUGUGCUGUUAGCAGCCAAGGUCGGAAGUGACCUCAAAAAGCACGAAGUCAAGCAUCUAAUUGAUAAACUGGAAGAGAAGUUCCGGCUGAACAGACGAGAACUGAUAGCCUUUGAAUUCCCAGUGUUAGUGGCCUUGGAGUUUGCACUUCAUCUGCCAGAGCACGAAGUCAUGCCCCACUACAGACGCCUGAUCCAGAGCUCCUAGCACUGGCCCCAGGAGGGCCAAAACUGCUUUCUGAGUGCAGUGGAGCCUCACUUACUACCAGAGAGGGGAGAAGAGAGGCCAGUCUCCUUGCAGCCCUGCAUUCACGGAGCAGCCCUAAGGUCCUGGAGACUUGAGGCUUGCUGAGGAGGCAUGUGCUGGGGAUGACGGAGGCCUCCCAGCUCCCACAGCCAGAGCUCUGCUGUGCCCAGCUCUUCCUCUCAGGCACAUGUGAAGCUUGAGGCUGCCUCACAGACUUUAUGAUAGGCUGGUUCUGAAUUUGUAGCAUGAUGUGCUAGAACAGAGGAGGGAACAGAAUGCGUGGGAUUCGGGAAUGCUGCUUCACCGUCCCUCGCCCUGUGUCAAGAGCGUGCCAACCUAUUUUUAUAUCUGCCAUCGGAAGUGCACUUCCCUGGGGCACAGGGGUGUGGGUGUGCAAGUGUCUGAGGGGCACUGUUACACUUGACCUCAAAGCCAAUCCCCACCUUCUAUGGAGCUGACUUGUAAUGCCUUCUGGGUAACAAUGACUCAAAUCCAGAUUGACAUCUCUGCUCUUAGGAAAUAACACUGUUUAUGAGACUGUACCUGCCACCACUGGACAGGGUGACAGUUCUCAGUGUAGGGUAAGUCACAUGCAGAGUGGUGCGCUCCAAACUCAUGCUGUCACACCAUGGGCUCCUGUUUAACCCUCUAGCUCUUGCCUGUGGAGAUGUGAGGGCUGCGCUCCAUAGCGUGUAUGCCUGUGGAGACGCGAGGGCUGCGCUCCAUAGCGUGUAUGCCCGUGGAGACGUGAGCUGCGCUCCAUAGCGUGUAUGCCUGUGGAGACGCGAGGGCUGCGCUCCAUAGCGUGUAUGCCUGUGGAGACGCAAGGGCUGCGCUCUGUAGUGUGUAUUCCUGUGGAGACGCGAGGGCUGCGCUCCUUAGCGUGUAUGCCUGUGGAGACGCGAGGGCUGCGCUCUGUAGUGUGUAUUCCUGUGGAGACGCGAGGGCUGCGCUCCGUAGCGUGUAUGCCUGUGGAGACGCGAGGGCUGCGCUCCAUAGCGUGUAUGCCUAUGGAGACGCGAGGGCUGCGCUCCAUAGCGUGUAUGCCUGUGGAGAUGCGAGGGCUGCGCUCCAUAGCGUGUAUGCCUGUGGAGACGCGAGGGCUGCGCUCCUUAGCGUGUAUGCCUGUGGAGACGCGAGGGCUGCACUCCAUAGCGUGUAUGCCUGUGGAGACGCGAGGGCUGCGCUCCAUAGCGUGUAUUCCUGUGCUCUAUGUUAGAGUACAUAAUGAGCGCGUUUAUUGUGCUAAUUACAAACAUGUGUGUUUUAUAAAAGUCUGCACUGGGGUAAGACGCAUGAUUGGUGUCUUGUGGCUUUUGCAGCUGGGACAAACUACAUUUCAAGUGGUUGAAAUGAUUGUUAGUACAAAAUUGUGACUUGUCCUGAAGCAUUAACCAUGCCAUCACCUGGUGGUUAUACAGGUGUAACCUUCCUGAAGAGAGCCUGUGGUCAUGGAAAAUUAAAAUAUUUUGUUGUUUUACAUA
Messenger RNA from Mastomys coucha (southern multimammate mouse), 3832 nucleotides. RefSeq names its product Cdk5 and Abl enzyme substrate 1 (gene Cables1). Lineage: Eukaryota; Metazoa; Chordata; Mammalia; Rodentia; Muridae. The transcript is spliced from 9 exons. The coding region runs from base 597 to 2309 and encodes 570 amino acids. Gene Ontology annotation, biological process: nervous system development; regulation of cell cycle. The record is from RefSeq and is a predicted model, not a curated record. Gene Ontology annotation, cellular component: cytosol.